Molecule: messenger RNA, 895 nt
Organism: Oncorhynchus tshawytscha (Chinook salmon)
Lineage: Eukaryota; Metazoa; Chordata; Actinopteri; Salmoniformes; Salmonidae
Product: mucin-5AC-like
Exons: 4
Coding region: 140-895 (251 amino acids)
Source: RefSeq, a predicted model, not a curated record
AGGGAAUAGGAUGCCAUUUGGGAUGCCGGCUGACUGAGAAAACAUUAUUAAAGAGAAACUCAGUUGAUGAGGAGCUCACAGAAGCCUGAACACCGAGGAAGACAAGCAGCAACCAAUUUUAGGGAAUACCAAAACAGAAAUGGAACUUGGGGUGUUUCUCAUCAUAAUUUUCUCAGUAAUAGGCAGCCUGUGCUCUGUAACAAGCACAACCACAGAUCCUAAUGUGACAACCACAACUGAGGCUCCUACUACAGCAACCACAGAUCCUUCUACAACUACAACUGCAGCUCCUACUACAACAACCACAGAUCCUUCUACAACUACAACUGCAGCUCCUACUACAACAACCACAGAUCCUUCUACAACCACAACUGUAGCUCCUACUCCAACAACCACACUUCCUGCUUUGACAACUACAACCACAGCUCCUACUACAACAACUGCAGCUCCUGGUACAACAACAAAUGCAGCUCCUAGUACAACAACAACUGCAGCUCCUAGUACAACAACAACUGCAGCUCCUAGUACAACACCAACUGCAGCUCCUAGUACAACAACCACUGCAGCACCUACUACGACAACAUCUGCAGCUCCUACUACGACAACAACUGCAGCUCCAAGUACGACUGCAGCUCCUAGUACAACAACAACUGCAGCUCCUACUACGACAACAACUGCAGCUCCUAGUACAACAACAACUGCAGCUCCUAGUACAACAACCACCACAGCUCCUAGUAUAACAACCACCACAGCUCCUAGUACAACAACCAGUGCAGCUCCUACUACGACAACAACUGCAGAUCCUACUACGACAACAACUGCAGCUCCUACUAUGACAACAUUUGCAGCUCCUAGUACAACAACCACUGCAUACGACAACAACUGCAGCUCCUAG